UCCCUGGUCUAGCCAAACUACUUAUCAGCGUUUACAAAUUCAGCUUGAAUUUAUCCACCAGUUCAGGUCAAAUUAGGAGACAGAAAUGUCAACGCGGAGGGGGGGAGAGAGAGAGAGAGAGAGACGAGGCUGACCGUUGACGGUUGACCUUUGCUUGUUAACAGAGAGGGAAACGCGCGCCAUCGUUCAUCGCUCCUAAACAUUCUUCUCUCCCAGAUACGGUGGCAUCCACCGACGCCAUGGCCGCGGCUUCUCCUCCCCUCCUCCCCGUCUCCGUCCUCCCGGCGGCCACCGCCGCGACCGCCACCAUCGUCCUCCCCGUUCCGGACACCUCCUCGGCGGCCGACCAGCGCGCCUACCUCGCCCGCCUCCUCGACUCCGCCAAGCGCUCCCUCUCCGGCGCGCGCCCGUGGGCGGAGCUCCUCCACCGCGCGGCGCUCAGCCGCCCGGACUCCCUCGCCGACGCCACCGCCCGCGUCCGCAGGAACCUCGCCUACUUCCGCGUCAACUACGCCCUCCUCGUCGCGCUCUCCCUCGCCGCCUCCCUCCUCGCGCACCCGUUCGCGCUCGCCGCCCUGCUCGCGCUCCUCGCCGCCUGGUGCGCGCUCUACCUCCUCCGCCCCGCCGACGCGCCCCCGCUCGCGGCCUUUGGGAAGACCUUCUCCGAGAGGGAGACGCUGGGCGGGCUCCUGGCGGCGUCGGCGUUCGUCGUCUUCGUGACCUCCGUCGGGUCCAUCGUCUUCUCCGCCCUCGCGGCCGGCGCCGCGCUCGCCUGCGCGCACGGCGCGUUCCGGGUGCCCGAGGAACAGCUCUUCCUCGACGACGACCUGCAGCCUGGCGCUGGAGGAAGAGCGGGCUCCUCCGUCGACCUGCUCUCCUUCUUCACCAACGCCGCCGGAGGAGGAGGCGGGCGCGGCUGAGGCGCCCCACGUCAUUCCGUCGACUGAUUCAUUCUUGAGAAAUACUUCAUCGGUUCUAAAUUACUUGUCGAAGGAAUUGAUGUAUCUAGACGUAUUUUAAUUCUAGAUACAUCUAACUUUAUCCUUUUGCGACAACUAAUUCCGAACCGAGCGAGCAUACGAGACACCAUAUGUGUUGCUAGUUAGCUACACCUACGUACACUAAAUGAAUUUUUUAAUUACAUUUAGGAUUUUAUACGAUUCAAAAGAUUUUUAUAGGAAAUUUGGAGAAACAAAAUAUUUAUGAAUUAUUUCUCUGUGGAUUGUUUGAUACCUAGAAUUGAAUUAUAUAUGAUAUUUUUCUAAGAA
Triticum aestivum (bread wheat) is the source of this 1268-nucleotide messenger RNA. RefSeq names its product PRA1 family protein B2. Gene Ontology annotation, biological process: vesicle-mediated transport. The coding region runs from base 240 to 920 and encodes 226 amino acids. Gene Ontology annotation, cellular component: endoplasmic reticulum; Golgi apparatus. The record is from RefSeq and is a predicted model, not a curated record. The transcript has a single exon. Lineage: Eukaryota; Viridiplantae; Streptophyta; Magnoliopsida; Poales; Poaceae.